This is a messenger RNA of Closterium sp. Yama58-4, 2277 nucleotides long. The record is from the annotation of a GenBank genome assembly. Lineage: Eukaryota; Viridiplantae; Streptophyta; Zygnematophyceae; Desmidiales; Closteriaceae.
AUGGCUGUCGUGGCGAAAUCUAGUCAUCGCAACUUUCGCCACGUUUCUCCUGAUUUACGCGAUUCACUUGUUCGUGUGGGACAGUUCAUGGGGAUGCGAUCGCCUACCGCUUGUCUCUGGGCCCUGCAGCGCUCCAAUGUGUAUCGAACAGUGGACCCCGAGGCCGCAUCCCUCUUCGUCCUCCCCGUGCUGCAUCCAUCCUUCUCAUCCUUCUUCUCCCUUCACCCCUCCAGGGCCCUGCAGCGCUCCAACGUGCAUCGCACAGUGGGUCCCGCUGCUGCUUCUCUCUCAUCCUGCAUCCAUCCUUCUCAUCUCCCUCUCUCUUCUCCCUUCUCCAGAGCCCUGCAGCGCUCCAACGUGCAUCGCACAGUGGGUCCCGCUGCUGCUUCUCUCUCAUCCUGCAUCCAUCCUUCUCAUCUCCCUCUCUCUUCUCCCUUUUCCAGAGCCCUGCAGCGCUCCAACGUGCAUCGCACAGUGGGUCCCGCUGCUGCUUCUCUCUCAUCCUGCAUCCAUCCUUCUCAUCUCCCUCUCUCUUCUCCCUUUUCCAGAGCCCUGCAGCGCUCCAACGUGCAUUGCACAGUGGGUCCCGAGGCUGCUUCGUUCGUCUUCCUUCCCCAUGCUGCAUCUUGCUGCAUCCCCUUCGUCCUCCCCCACUCCUCCCUUUCCAGGGCACUGCAGCGUUCAAACAGCCCUGCAGCGCUCCAAUGUGUAUCGCACAGUGGAUCCCGAGGCCGCCUCCCUCUUCUUCCUCUCUGUGCUGCAUCAUUCCUCCUCAUCCCCCCCCACCCCUCCUCCAGAGCCCUGCAGCGUUCCAACGUGUAUCGAACAGUAGACCCCGAGGCCGCUUCCCUCUUCUUCCUCCCCGUGCUGCCCAUGCUGCACCUCGCCCUGCGCCUGCCCUCCCUGCAAGCCCCCUCCCUAGCACUCGCUGCAGCAGCAGCAGGGGGAGGGGGAGCAGGGGGGAACGGUCUUGAGCUGUCGCUAGAGCAUUGGGAGGCGCUGGCUGAUACUGGGCGUUAUGUGGGGGAGGCGUUAUUGUAUGUUCAGUCACACUAUCCCUACUGGCGUCGCAGUGGGGGCAGCGAUCACUUCAUCAUUGCAUCACACCCGUAUGGCCGAUGUGGCGAUCACAUCAACAUCGUGUCAUGUCUGUUUGGCCAAUGCAGGUACGUGUCAUGUCCCGGGUUGACUCGGCCCUCCUCCUACCCAGACCUUCUCUUCCGCUCCGUCCUCCACCUCUCCCCCGCCGCCGCCGCUGCCGCUGCUGCCAGAAGGAGCGCCGCGGCCAGCAGCAAACAGAAAAAUGCUGCCGGCCGGUUGAAAGCUGCGCUAGCAGUGAAGAAACGGCAGGGGGAGGAGCAGGAAGGGGUGAGGGGUGGAGAUGGGAAGCAGCAGGGCCGUGUGGGGGGGAAGAAGCAGAGGAUGCAGCAGUUGGGCAGGAAGGAGAGGAGGCGGGGUGGGGUGGACGAGGCAGAGAGUGGGGGUUUGGGGAUGGGGGAGGGGCGUUUUGGGAGGCUGGGUGGGAAGAAGCAACCUGUAGCUGUGGGGAUUGAUGAGGUGGGUCGAUGGGGAUUGAUGAGUGGUGGUUAUUGGGAUCGCCACGGGCUCUGGAAAGAGGGUGAAGGCGAUGAUGUUGCAGCUGCAGAUGGGGUAGCAGGGGCAGCGGUGGAAGGAGGGGCAGCAGGAGGAGCAGGGGAAGCACGGGAAGCAGGGGCAGCAGGGGAAACAGGGGCGGCAGGGAAAGCAGUCGCAGCAGGGGAAUCCGGAAAAGCUGAAGGCUGGAGGGAGGACAUGCCAAGAAGGGAUGAGGGGAUAGGCGUAGCAGGGGGAGGGUUUGACCGAGAGGCGGUGCGAGGGGCGUUCAUGGAGAUGAUGGGAACGAGCAACCCCAAGGGGUGGGCGCUGCUUCAGCUACCCCCACAUGCAGCUGCGGAAGCAAUACAGGGAGCAGUGUUCUGUGUGUGCCUUCCAGACGCCUCCCACUGGCACGAGAUGGUGUGCAUGGCUCAAGCCGUGGUCAACGGGUGCAUCCCAGUCACCUUCUUCCACCACUACCGCCACCCCUGGCUGCACUCGCUGCCAUUCAGCGCUUUCUCUCUUAAUAUAGACCCCAUGGACGUGCACGAGACAGCAAUGCGCCUGGACGUGAUGCUGCUGGAUAUGAGCCUCGUGUGGCGCAUGCAGACAGAGCUACUCUCGGUGCAGCAGCGAUUGCUCUAUAACGAGUCUGCUCCUAUCAGUGCCGUUGACCAGGUUAGUGACUCCCUAGUACAAUAG